AUGGUGGACAAUGACGACGAAGUUGCUCAAGAUGAAGCUUUGGACGAAUUGGCCAGCUAUUUCAGCGGCAAAGCUCCCAAGAUCGUGAUCACCACAAGCAAGAAUUGCACCAUGGCUUCUUAUGAGUUCUGCGCUGAAUUAGUCACCAUGCUUCCUAAUGCUCAGUACGCGAAACGUGGAUCCAAUCACGAAUUACGGCAUGUCAUCAAGCAGGCAAAAGCGAAGGAGUUCACUGAUCUGUUAAUUGUGAACGAGGAUCGCAAGGUGCCCAAUGCAAUUACGCUGAUCCAUUUACCUGACGGUCCCACAGCAUACUUCAAGCUUACCAGUUAUACUCCAGGCAAACGUAUUGCAAAUCACGGUGCUGUUACUGCUCAUAAUCCCGAAAUUAUCCUCAAUAACUUCAAUACCAGACUUGGUCAUACAGUUGGCCGUAUGUUCCAAGCAUUGUUUCCCCAGCUUCCCGAAUUUCAAGGUAGACAGGUAGUCACCUUUCAUAAUCAACGUGAUUUCAUCUUUGUCCGUCGUCAUCGUUACGUGUUCAGGGAUACAGAACGAGUUGGAUUGCAGGAACUGGGUCCUAGAUUCACUCUGAAAUUGAGAUCGCUUCAGAAGGGCAUUUAUUCUCGUAACGGUGAAUAUGAAUGGGUGUUCAAACCCGAUAUGGAAACAAGCCGCAAGCGCUUCUUCCUUUAA
Radiomyces spectabilis is the source of this 696-nucleotide messenger RNA. RefSeq names its product anticodon-binding protein. The coding region runs from base 1 to 696 and encodes 231 amino acids. The transcript has 5 exons. Gene Ontology annotation, cellular component: nucleolus; preribosome, large subunit precursor. Lineage: Eukaryota; Fungi; Mucoromycota; Mucoromycetes; Mucorales; Radiomycetaceae. Gene Ontology annotation, molecular function: rRNA primary transcript binding. Gene Ontology annotation, biological process: maturation of LSU-rRNA; maturation of 5.8S rRNA. The record is from RefSeq and is a predicted model, not a curated record.